This is a messenger RNA of Saccoglossus kowalevskii, 858 nucleotides long. RefSeq lists its product as uncharacterized. The record is from RefSeq and is a predicted model, not a curated record. NCBI's taxonomy places the organism in Eukaryota, Metazoa, Hemichordata, Enteropneusta, Harrimaniidae. Gene Ontology annotation, molecular function: protein binding.
AUGUACGAAAACUCUGUUCGCCUUGCUGCAUGCGUUGUGCUGCUAUGUUUUGUUCUCCCCACGGCGGUAUACACCACGGACGGCAGGCUGGUGCGUCAUGUUGAAGACUUGUCGCAGGAAUUCAAUUCUUUGAAAAUUGAGUACUUGAACAUGCUGCGAAAAAUUGAAAAAUUGGACGUUACCCUAGCAACGCAAGAUGAAGCUUUACAAGACACAUGGUUCAAGAUGGGUAGACUAGAAGAGAAGGUAGAUCGACAAACCUCGGAGUUACAGGAGACAAAGGCUACGAUAAAAGAGCAAAAAGCUAGAAUCGACUACUUGGAAGAGGUUGAAAAUACUCGUAGGCUCAUGCAUUACGGGAAUGGCGGCGGGUUUACCCGGAGCAAGCCCAUGCGACUUCACAGGCCCGAAAAAAGAACGAACGUUAUGAGGGAAGUUGUCAAGAAACAAAACACCGGGAACGUGGCAUUUUCGGCGACGCGGACAUCACCGCUCUUAGGCGAUAGCAGCGAAGCACAGAACAUAACAUUCGACCUGGCGUUCGUCAAUGAGGGUGACGAUUUUGACCUGGAUACGGGAAUAUUCACUUGUGAAGUUGAGGGGACAUAUUACUUCUCGUUCACGAUGCGUUCCUACGACGCAAAACACAUCGGUGUUAUCUUGAUGAAGGGCAAUGAAGGCGUAGUUUCCAUGGCUACCGACGCAGACGACAGGAGCGUCAUGCAGACACAAAGUGUAAUGUUAACGCUAAGUGUCGGUGAUCUCAUUUAUCUUAGAUUGACGCCAUCAGAGGACUUUGCGAUUUAUGGAAAUUCUUUCAACUAUAUAACGUUUAACUCCUUUCUCGUAUUUGCGUAA